AUGGCCGAAGGCGACGGAGACGGGCGCAUUCCCGUACGACAAGACGAUACGUCAUCCGAGAUUUUUAAAGUUAGUAUAAGAGUACCACCCUUUUGGCCAGAGGAGCCUGAGAUAUGGUUUGCACAAGUUGAGGGACAAUUUACAAUAUCGGGAAUUACGAGCGACGCAACGAAAUUCAAUUACGUGAUCGGACAGUUAGAUCAUCAAUUUUCUAUGGAAGUAAAGGAUAUAAUAAUUAACCCACCUGUAACUGGAAAAUAUGAAAAGCUUAAGUCAGAGCUGGUAAAGCGUCUUACUGCAUCGAAAGAGAAGAAAAUCAAACAAUUGCUUAUGCACGAAGAACUCGGUGAUCGCAAGCCUUCGCAAUUCUUGCGUUAUCUGCAGAGCUUAGCCGGCCCAAAGGUGCCAGAUGAUUUCUUGCAAACAAUUUGGACCAGUCGGCUACCUACAAGCAUUCAGACGGUGCUAGCGGCGCAGCCAAAGGCGGAUCUGGGCGUGUUAGCAGAUUUAGCUGAUAGGAUCAUGGACUUAGCUCCACCAACACCAAGCGUGGCAGCCACAAGCUCCACCCGGCCCGAAUCCACUAUGGGUAGCAUGGCGAAGGAAGUCGCAGCGUUGAAAAAACAGAUAAAAUCACUCACCAUGCAGAUGAACCGGCGUUCUCGCUCUAGAUCUCGUAACCAACAGCGUGCUCAAUCAACAUCAAG
Messenger RNA from Hyposmocoma kahamanoa, 707 nucleotides. RefSeq lists its product as uncharacterized. The record is from RefSeq and is a predicted model, not a curated record. NCBI's taxonomy places the organism in Eukaryota, Metazoa, Arthropoda, Insecta, Lepidoptera, Cosmopterigidae. The annotation marks the transcript as partial. The transcript has a single exon.